This is a messenger RNA of Achroia grisella, 1694 nucleotides long. RefSeq names its product CDK5RAP3-like protein. Bases 105 to 1628 code for a protein of 507 amino acids. The record is from RefSeq and is a predicted model, not a curated record. NCBI's taxonomy places the organism in Eukaryota, Metazoa, Arthropoda, Insecta, Lepidoptera, Pyralidae. Gene Ontology annotation, biological process: regulation of cyclin-dependent protein serine/threonine kinase activity; regulation of mitotic cell cycle. Gene Ontology annotation, cellular component: endomembrane system. The transcript has 10 exons.
AUUUUCACUAUUUGUUUUCUUUUUCGUCUCAAAGACGAUAAUAACAUUAAUUUGUGUAAUAAAGUAUGAUUAUUAACUAAAACUAUAUUUAACUAUACUAUAAAAUGGACGAAAGUAAUAUUCCAAUUGACAUAAAUAUUGGAAAGCUUCAAGACUGGCUUGUGAGCAGACGACACGUGAGCAAAGAAUGGCAGAAGAACAUCAUACCUGUAAGGGAGAAAAUAAAUAAUGCCAUCCAGGAUAUGCCAGCGCAUGACGAUAUUGCAGCAUUAUUGACAGGCAGCUAUAUUAAUUAUUUCCAUUGUCAGAAAAUAAUAGAGAUUUUGAAAGAAACUGAGGCAGACACUAAGAAUCUAUUUGGGAGGUAUGGUUCACAGCGAAUGAAGGAUUGGCAAGAUGUACUCAAGAGUUAUGAUAGAGAAAAUUUAUACUUGGCAGAAGCUGCCCAGAUGUUAGUCAGGAACAUCAGUUAUGAGAUACCCGGAUUAAAAAAACAGAUAGCAAAAGAGGAACAGAUGCAAGUUGAAUGUGAGAAAAAGCAUACAGAUUAUCUGAAGAAUGAAGCAUCCAGUAAAUCAGAGUUUUUAACUUUAUGCAAACAGCUGGGGAUAAAGGGUAACAGGAUCAAGAGAGAGCUGGUGGAGCGACUGCAGGAGCUGCCUGAACUAUAUGAUAAGAUUGGUCAAUCCCUCAAGCCUCUACUACCAGGUAUACAAUUAUAUUCAGCAUUUACAAAGUAUGUACUCGGUGAUAAAGCAACAGAGGUGGUGUUGCUACUACAGUAUGUGGUGGAACAUGGCAACACCACAGUUUACGAGUGGAGCUACGGGGAGCCGCCGUUAAGUGUUGAGCCUGAUCCCAUACAUAUAGAGUUGGAUGAUGAGGAAGCUGCAGCUGGUGACCAGAUCGAUUUUGGCGAUAAUGCAAUUGACUUCGGUUCCAUAGACACAGCUGCAGCUAUAGACUUUGGUGAGGGCGAUGCGGCGGUGGAGAUCGACUGGGGUAAUAUCGACGUUGGGCCGGCCGACAGUGUUGAUAUAUCAUCGAGUAUAGCUGAAGUGUCGCUGGAGGAAUCCGGCAUCGUGGUAGAGGAGCAGGGGAUGGGAGGGGGAGUGGCGAGGGGGAAGGACGCACUCACACUACUCGACAACCCCACCACUAGGAACCAGUUCAUAGAUCAACUAGUUGAGUUGGAAUCGUUCCUGAAGAUGCGUCUGUAUGAGACGAACACGUCGAGCGACGGGCUCGGGUUCUCGUUGAUGGAUCAGCUGCCGACGGAGAGUACAGCCGCACUCACGGCGAUGCUGGACGCGGUGCAGGUGGCGGCCAGCAGACUCACAGCGCCGGAGAUAAACCACUUGCACAAUGUUAAACACUCGCCCAGAUACGUGGACGUGCUAACAGCUCAGCUCAAGCAGAAGUUGACCCUUGGCGACAAACUGUCGAAGCUUGCGGCCCGCGCGGCCGAGCAGGCGACCGCAGCAAAUGCCCGAGGUGCCCAACUGCGGCCCGUACUCGCGCGCAUCAUACAACGCACUAAGGAGUUACAGGCUCAAAUUGAAAGUGACAUCUCUAAGAAGUACAAAGGGAGGCCCGUCAAUAUAAUUGGUGGUGUGAAGUUCUUAUGAACAUGACGAAAUUCUAAUGCAGAGCGUAUUUUUGUUAAUAUGUAUAAAUUACAUAAUUAUUUUUCA